AUGCUUCCCGGUUGGAUGUACAUGUAUAUGUCUGCCGUAGCAGAUGUCAACGCCAACCCGAAAAUGUUAAAUGGAAGCAGUCUUUACUUUGACACUAACUGCAGCUAUCCCAACUGGUUAGAGACUUUACCAUUCAACCACACCAUUCCACUUUUUGGGCCAAGCGCAUGGCGAUGGGAUGACUAUCGGGAUUCAGAGAACUAUCUUCGCGAAAUGACUUUACGCACGGUCAUGAUCAAAGAUGUUGGUGCUGGGACUGAAAAUUAUACAGAUCCCAAAUACAAGAUUAAUCCUUGGUUUAAACUCUACCCACUACCUGACUUUUCCGCUGCAAAAGAUUCCAUCACAAAGUUUACGUAUACGGUGGGAAUCCGUUAUUCAAACAAAACCGGUCAGUUUGCAAGUGAAGAGUACAUAACAAAUACUUUCUUUGGUCCUGGUCAGCCUGGACAGACAGCAGAUGACAUCGGACUUCCCGUUCUCUUUACACCGCCGUAUAUGGACUGUGGUAAAUCAAACCAAUGGAUAAUGUCGACUGUUUCUCCUGUAAUUGAUUACAUGUACAGAUAUAGCAAUUAUACGCAUUUACGCAGGCCAAGAAUAGUUGCUCUUUCGGUCAUGGAUAUUUAUUUUAAACGAAUUGAUUUCAAUUCUUGUCCAGUUAGCAUAGGCAACCCGGGGCCUAGUUAUCUGUCCGGUAUAUCUCGUUGCAAAACACGUACAACACAGUGCAAACACGUUCCUGGUUAUGGCUUCAAGCGUGGAGGCUAUAUUUGUCCCUGCCGUGCUGGUUUCCACUGCCCAAAAGAAAUCGAUCCGCCAUUUAAAGGGAAAAUAAUCGAACAGGCAACUGACGAAGAAUAUGCUAAAGGGUUUGAAUGUAUUCGAACAGACUUACAAACGGUGCUUCCCUCCAACAAGAAAUUAGAAGGAUUGAAUGAUGAUAUUAUCCAAGGUGUCCUCAGCAUUGCUACAUGGGACAGAACCAAAAGAUCUGUUGACGCUUAUAUGACCAAGCAUUUCCGGAGACGCUAUCUAAUGUCUCUUAAUGACACACAUACGGAGUUCCAGGCUCACGACACUGAAAGCAACAGUUUUGCGUUUGAUACGCAACGAUUUUUACAGAUGGCAUAUCAAAAACGGAAAAACAUCAACUCAAUCAGAAAAUUAAAGCUUCGUCACCGCCGUAGCUUAGUCGACGAGAAAGCAGUUGAUCGAAUACGUCAAAUCUUUGGAAGGGUCCAAAGUGUUUCACGAAAAAAUUGUGCGAAGAAAUCUAGCUGGCAUUUGCAAUUGCCCGGUGAUGUUGCUUAUGGCGUAGAAAAUCAGUUCGAGCCGCAAUCCAGGACAGCCCUACGACUUUCCCAUUUUUUGUGCAAUUACCUCCAAAAUGCUAACCCCUUGGAAACGUUCGGGAUUCACAGAGGCGGCAGACAUUUACAUCAGGGGCUUAUUUUUGGUGAAGUAUUGGCCAACGUGAUGGCUGAUUUUCGGAUCAUGUCUUCGGGAGUUUUCUAUGACCACAAUCUUUUUCUUGAUGAUAACGGCCACUACAAAGAACUAUUCGGACCGUGGGCCUAUCGUCAACAAGGUCGUUAUUUUGCUAUCGACCGAGCAGGAGAACCCGAGCAAUAUAUAUAUACAGACUGGUUUCAAAAGGCCAAGCAACGUUGGAGGACUAAUACGUCGGGUUUGAAGACCUAUUGGAUGAGGGCCCAUAUCCGAUCUGAUAUUAACGGGACAUCGAGCAUUCGUUUUGAUUAUUAUCCAAUGAGAUACAAAGCGCCAGUCAUGAGUGAUGGUUUCUGGACACGCCCUUAUUUUAGAUGCGAUGGAUAUGUCGAUAAGUGGGUCAUUACCUAUGUUGUACCUUUCUUUGGACUAGAUAAUCUCAAAAAAGCAAUCAAAUUCUACGGAGUGGUUACUGUGGAUGUUCCGUUGAGGCUUCUGAAAAUUAACCAAUGUCCUCAGCCCUUUUAUAUUGCGAAUGCCUUCAAGAACACUGCCCGGUGUCCAGAAACGAGUAAUUGUAAAUUGUUACACGAGUUUGGAUUUAGUCUUGGGGGUUAUAAAUGCACCUGUCGACAAGGAACCGAAUACAAGAUAAUCGACGGCAAAUAUUGGCUUGAAGGAGUCCUCUUGGAGGUGGAAUAUCUCAAGAAGAAACGCGGUAUGGCUAACAGGUUCGACACUCUUCGAUGCCGUAUUUCAGCUGCUCCACCAUCUUCAAAGUACAGCUUCUUCGUCGUCGCCAUUUUACUUCUUGUCGCACUCUACCUUCUCUACCGGCCUCCCAAGAAAAACAAACCCAUGGAGGCACCAUCUUCUUCACCCACCUCUCCGAAACCUAAUGGGGCAACAUCUUCUCUAUCCCCAAACCCUUCCCAAGAAAAGACAUCGGUUGAGACACCUUCUUCACCCUCCCAAAGUACCUCAGACUAA
Acanthosepion pharaonis is the source of this 2442-nucleotide messenger RNA. The record is from the annotation of a GenBank genome assembly. Lineage: Eukaryota; Metazoa; Mollusca; Cephalopoda; Sepiida; Sepiidae.